GACCAGGCCGCCAAGAUGGCGUCGUCGCUCCGGGCCGGGGAGGCGCUGCGCCGGUUCCUGUCGAGCUUCGCGCCGGGCCGCGUCCCCGAAGCGCUGAGGACGGAGCUGGCGGCGGCCCUAGCCGAGGGCGACCGCGGCCUGCCUUUCGCGCUCGUCCGGAAGCUCCACCGAGCCCUGCGGGAGGAGGGCGCCCCGGCGCCCGGUUCUCAGGUAUAUCUUCAUGAACUGUUGGAAGGCAGUGAAAUCUUUCUCCCUGAAGUGACAAAGCCACCCAGGAACCCAGAAUUAGUAGCCAGGCUGGAGGAGAUCAAAGCUAAGCUGGCAAAUGAAGAAUACAAGCAGAUGACAAGGAACAUCAACUGCCAGGAACUGAGCCGCUGUGGCCCUCUAGCAGACCUGGGAAGGCAAGUCAGGUCAUCCAAAGCUUUGAUCAUCACCGUGGUCAAUUUCCUUGUCACUGUGGGGGCCACGUUUGUCUGUGCCUUUCUGGGCAGCCAGUACGUCUUCUCCGAAAUGGCGGCGCGUGUGCUCUCAGCAGUGAUCGCAGCCUCCGUGGUGGGCCUGGCAGAGCUCUACGUGAUGGUGCGGACUCUGGAAGGAGAGCUGGGGCAGCUGUAGGCUGGGAGCUGGCCUCCACGGGCCUUUCGGGCCGUCCCUUUGGCUCCUCCUCCAAGGCUCGGGGAGGUGGGAUCAGGACCCGCGACUGUCCACAGGUCCCUGGGAGGCCGCUCGAGAAGAGGGAGCACCCCUGCAGCUUCCUUUGGAGAGGGGAGCAACUCUGCCUUCGCCAGUCCUGCUCCUUCUGACCACAUCCUCCGUCUGCACCACGGCG
Molecule: messenger RNA, 832 nt
Organism: Candoia aspera
Lineage: Eukaryota; Metazoa; Chordata; Lepidosauria; Squamata; Candoiidae
Gene: VMA12
Product: transmembrane protein 199
Exons: 6
Coding region: 16-618 (200 amino acids)
Biological process (GO): vacuolar proton-transporting V-type ATPase complex assembly
Cellular component (GO): endomembrane system
Source: RefSeq, a predicted model, not a curated record